Molecule: messenger RNA, 576 nt
Organism: Limanda limanda (common dab)
Lineage: Eukaryota; Metazoa; Chordata; Actinopteri; Pleuronectiformes; Pleuronectidae
Product: protein-lysine N-methyltransferase EEF2KMT-like
Exons: 5
Coding region: 73-576 (167 amino acids)
Source: RefSeq, a predicted model, not a curated record
AAACGCGCAUGGUCUCAAAAGAUUCUGCUGGUUCGCAGCAGGAAACCCCGAGAUCGGAUUAUAAAAGAAAAGAUGGAUGUGUUGAAAGAAAAGAUGGAUGUGUUGAACGAUUUCCAGCGAUUUUUUUUCUCUAUGAGUCGUUUUGCUUCGUUUCCCUGGACUUUUCUAGAAAAAGACCUGCAAAGCAACAAAUCAUCGCAAUUCAUUUUAGAUAUCUUGAAACAGACAUGUCUUCACUCUCUGUGCACAAAGUUUCCACCAUCAGUCAAAUACAGGAGGCUGUUCAUCUCCGAGCUCAUCAGACAGCAAGAGGCGGCAGGCUGCGACCCUCUGGAUGAGCUGUACGACGCUCUGGCCAAGGUGCUGGGAGCUGAAGACACGCCUGACUGCUACAAGAGCUACUUACUGCCCUGUGGUGACUCAGUCAGCCUGUUGGAGAACGUCGCUCUGAUCUCAGAGGGAACCACCGGUCUGGUGACCUGGGAGAGCGCCCUCUACCUGGCAGAGUGGGCUCUGGAUCACCAGCAGGCCUUCACCGGCAGGUACGGUACCACCACCCCAACAUUGAAGGAAUAG